This is a messenger RNA of Eublepharis macularius, 834 nucleotides long. RefSeq lists its product as uncharacterized. Bases 34 to 834 code for a protein of 266 amino acids. The record is from RefSeq and is a predicted model, not a curated record. Lineage: Eukaryota; Metazoa; Chordata; Lepidosauria; Squamata; Eublepharidae. The transcript is spliced from 6 exons.
UACGCCAUCCCCCCAGUCUGCCAUAGAAAGCUGAUGGGUGGCCUUGGACCAGUCAUGCUCAGCCAGACAUCCUUCACAGCCAUCCAGCAACCAAAUGGGAGCGCCCUGGACAACCAGGCCGUGGAGGACACCAGCAGGGAUGCAGGCAGCCCGAAGUUGAAACAAAACGUUGUAGUCCUGGAUCCAGCGGACUACACAGGGCACUGCUCUUUCCUGAGGGGCCUAUUUGCAGUGCCCAACAGCUGGACUGAGAUCACAGCCGAUUUCCUGGAAGACGCUUUCCGGAAAGUUUUAACUGAAAUGGACUAUCUAGCCAUCCAGCAACCAAAUGGGAGCGCCCUGGACAACCAGGCCGUGGAGGACACCAGCAGGGAUGCAGGCAGCCCGAAGUUGAAACAAAACGUUGUAGUCCUGGAUCCAGCGGACUACACAGGGCACUGCUCUUUCCUGAGGGGCCUAUUCGCAGUGCCCAACAGCUGGACUGAGAUCACAGCCGAUUUCCUGGAAGACGCUUUCCGGAAAGUUUUAACUGAAAUGGACUAUCUAGGUAGUUACACGUCCCUGGCCAUUCAAGACUACUUGGCCCACUACCUGAGCAGGCACCGAGGAGAGCUAAAUGGCACCCCCUUUCCGGCAUUGCUAGGAGAUCCGCUCUCGGAUCAAGCCCUCGUCUUGCUGUUAGCCCCAUCAGUCCCCCGGGAGGAAGCUGGUGGCCUUGGCUCCCUGCCUGUGUGCUGUGUGGGCAGGAAGUUGUUGGCAUCGGGGUCAUGGCUGCAUCCACAGGGGUUUGCCAUCUUUGUUUCUACCGGUCCAGGGCCAUCAUCAGCCCUCUGA